Dalotia coriaria is the source of this 3163-nucleotide messenger RNA. RefSeq names its product cGMP-dependent protein kinase, isozyme 1-like. The record is from RefSeq and is a predicted model, not a curated record. Gene Ontology annotation, molecular function: cGMP-dependent protein kinase activity; ATP binding. The coding region runs from base 439 to 3093 and encodes 884 amino acids. Gene Ontology annotation, biological process: protein phosphorylation. The transcript is spliced from 9 exons. Lineage: Eukaryota; Metazoa; Arthropoda; Insecta; Coleoptera; Staphylinidae.
UUUACGCUGUGCGCAGGUAAUGAGCAUGCAAAUGAAUCAAUUAUGAAGUACAUUGUAUGCGCAUCGUCGGCAACGGUGUAUGCGGUGAAACGUAUGCUAACAAUUUAAUAAACGAUUUCGGCUUUAUUUAGGUAAUGAUAAGAUUACAGCGGAGAACACAAGUAGAAAACAAGGCCGGCAAUAAUCGUGCAGGAUUAACACAACCAGGAGCAGCGACAAACAGCGCCGUCGCGGUGGUCACGGACGAUUUCGUGAUCUAACAAUAAAAGUGAUAAUUUUACGAAAUAUUGUGCGACAACAUCGCCGCCGGCUGGUACAAAAUGUACGCGUCGAAGUAAACACCGAGUGAAUUCGGGCAUUGUGCGAGUUAUUCUUAUUCUUUUGUGGCGCAUAACAGAUCACCUACAAGUUCAGUUGUGCGUAUUCGUCGCGGUAGCAAUGGAGACGGGGGGCUGCCGCGCCGAAGUCGCGGCGCCAACCCCACCAUUGCGCGUCGCGGCGCGCACCUCAUCCACUGGCAACGAGGGCGCCGUUACACCUGUGGCGGCAAGACGAUUUAAAACCACCCACACGUGCGGCAGUCUGUUCGCGAAUUGCGGCUGCUCGCGCUUCCAAAGAAACCAUGCCGACGACAAGAAGAGAUCCUCCAGUCCGUCAGUUAACUACAGUCGCUAUCGUUCGCAUGAGAAGCGUCUCUCCAAUCCGGAAGUGAGUCUUGUGGAACCCGCCGAGGAGGUUACCCCCAGUCAAUUGCUCUUGCCAUUGAUACGGCCAAAGUACAAACGAUCGCAGACACAAUCGGAAUCAUCGGAAGACAUCGCCAGGAAGUUUUUGCAAGAUUUUGGUAUUUUGGGACCAAUGGGUAACGGCGUCACCUUACACCGGAAGGUGUCCUUAGACGCUGCACACAAACGCGUAGUGCCUGAAACACCAGCAAAGGACCAACUCACACAAACCAUACCAUCAGAUUACGAGUAUUUGAAAAACAUUGUGCCAAAGUUAGAGAAAGAUUUGAGAGAUUUAGAAAUCAAAAAUGGCACCCUCAAUUCCGAGUUGCAUACAACACGAAAAGAAUUACAAAUUAAAGACGCCGCGGUUUUGAAAUAUCAACGAGAAGUUCACAAGUUAAAGAGCGUUCUGCAGCAAACGACAUCAAAGCUCAAUAAAGAAGCCGAUAUACUUUCGACUCUCCAUCAAGUCUCCUCGUCGUUAUCACCUCAUGGAACAUCUUCAGCGAAGAAACAAGGUGUAUCCGCCGAGUCCAGCGAGUCAUCAGGAGCUCCCGGCGAUAUUACCAUACCAAAAUUUGAAAAAGAUUUCAGAUCGAAGCAGCUUAUUAAGGACGCCAUCCUAGACAAUGACUUCCUCAAAAAUUUAGACUCGUGCCAAAUUCGCGAAAUCGUCGACUCCAUGUACCCGCGCGGGUACCAGAAAGGAACGUAUGUUAUCCGCGAAGGAGAUAAUGGCGCACAUCUGUUUGUCUCCGCAGAGGGUGAAUAUGAGGUCAUCAAAGAUGGUAACGUCUUGGGGCGCAUGGGUACCGGGAAAGCAUUCGGGGAACUUGCCAUACUCUACAACUGCACAAGAACAGCCUCUAUUAGAGUUGUAAGUGAUUCGAAUGUUUGGGUACUUGACCGUAAAGUCUUCCAACAAAUCAUGGUACGAACAGGAUUGCAGAGAUUAGAAGAUAACAUCAACUUUUUGCGAUCGGUUCCUCUACUGCAAAAUCUAAACAAUGAUGUUUUAGCAAAAAUUGCUGAUGUGCUUGAAGUUGAGUUUUAUCCAAGUGGUGCAUAUAUAAUUCGUCAAGGUGCAACUGGUGACACAUUCUUCAUUAUGAGCAGCGGCCGGGUAAAAAUCACUCAACGUAAACCAGGCACUUUAGAAGAUGAACAAAUACGUACCUUACAACGUGGUGAUUAUUUCGGAGAGCAAGCUUUGUUGAAAGAAGACUACCGCACUGCUUCCGUGAUAGCUCUUCAUCCAGGUGUAGAAUGUUUAACCCUAGACCGCGAUUCUUUCAUUCAACUCAUCGGGGACCUAAGCGAAAUCAAAGAAAAAGAUUACGGUGACACACAUCGUAAACUAGCGCGUCCAAUUAGCAGUUCCAAUAUGCAGGAACUAGCUGAAUAUGAUUAUAUUCAAUUGGACGAUUUAGAUGUGGUUGCUACUUUGGGUAUAGGUGGUUUCGGACGUGUGGAACUCGUGCAGUACUCCAGGGACCAAUCCCUAACAUUCGCUCUCAAGUGUCUUAAGAAGCAGCAUAUCGUAGACACACACCAACAGGAACAUAUCUUCAGUGAAAAGAGUGUCAUGAUGGGAUGUCGUAGUAAAUUCAUCUGCAGAAUGUAUAAAACGUUUAAAGAUGCGAAAUAUGUUUACAUGCUACUGGAAGCGUGUCUUGGUGGUGAGGUAUGGACGAUUCUAAGAGAUCGGAGUUGUUUUGAUGAAUACACCACCCGGUUUAUUACUGCUUGUGUUGUGGAAGCAUUUGAUUACCUACAUGCGAGAGGUAUAAUCUAUAGAGACCUAAAACCAGAGAAUUUACUGCUGGACGGUAAAGGUUAUGUUAAAUUAGUCGAUUUUGGUUUUUCAAAACGCUUAGGAUACAGUAGUAAAACAUGGACGUUUUGUGGUACACCAGAGUAUGUUUCGCCCGAGACUAUUCUCAAUAAAGGACAUGAUCGUGCUGUUGAUUACUGGGCAUUGGGUAUAUUGAUGCAUGAAUUACUCACUGGAAAUCCGCCAUUUGCUGCAAAUGACCCGAUGCGUACAUACAAUCUCAUAUUGAAAGGUAUAGAUAUGAUUGACUUUGCGAAACACAAUAUAAGCAGGACAGCGCAGAGUUUGAUCAAGAAAUUGUGUAGAGAUCUACCGUCUGAAAGACUCGGAUAUCAACGAGGUGGUAUUCAAGAUAUUAAAAAACAUAAAUGGUUUCAAGGAUUUGAUUGGGAUGGUCUUAUUAGUGGUAAUUUACAAGCUCCGAUUGUACAAUCAAUAAGAGGACCUUCGGAUUUUACUAAUUUUGACACGUUUAGCAAAGAUAAUAACAUACCUGCUGAUGAGACCUCUGGCUGGGAGAAAGAUUUUUAAACCAACAAUAACCUAGGACCAAAUACCAAAUAUACAAUUGUGACAAUAAAUAAAAACCUUUCAUACCGUG